AAAGAUAUUUUGGUAACAUAUGGACUGGAUCUUAUAUUCAUAGUUCCAAUGAAAAAGCCCAUUGGGCUUGAAAGGGUUUCUGUUCUGUGUUUCAGCACUGUUCCGUUCGAUUUUGAGUUUGACAUAAUCCGAAAUUUCAAAUUCCCAUUUGUUUGAAUCAAAGCCAAAAAAGCUUCGCCGAGACGCUUAGUAGUAAACGAUGGUUCCGCCAUUGCUGAAGCUUGACUUCACCCAGGGUCCAAGAGCUGGCGAUUCUCUAGGGUUUAAACCCGGAUCCACUAUCCGGAUCGGUCGAUUCGUCCGUGGUAAUGAAAUCGCCAUAAAAGACGCUGGAAUCUCUACCAAGCACCUCCGGAUCGUCUCCGAUUCCGAGAACUGGAUAAUCCACGAUCUUGGGUCUUCCAACGGCACCAUAUUGAACUCGGAGACUAUCGACCCAGAUACGCCCAUCAAUCUUAGCCAUGGAGACGAAAUUAAGCUUGGUGAGUACACUUCCAUUUUGGUGAACUUUGUGAGUGAUGUUGUUCAGGCGCCGCAGGAGCAUAAGCUUCCGCCCAGGCCAAGGAGGAACAACAAGCGUCUUGCUGUUUCGGAUCCGGAUCCUAUUGAGUCGGUUCAGGAGAAACCAAAGCGCACGCGUGGAUCGUCGAAGCAAGAGGAAAAUGAACUGCCCAAGAAAACUAGGGCUUCGAGGAAGAAGACUCUGGACGAUAUCGCCGAUAAAGAAGAGGAAUUGGAGGUGGAAAUUGAGAAGAAGGUCAAAUCUAGGGUUGGGAGGCCUCGGAAGAACGCAGGCAGUGCAGUUACGAAGGAAGAAGAAGUUGUGGAGGAGAAAAAAGGCAACUCUAGGGCUCGGAGAGGUAAGAACAGUGAGAGUGUGGAGAAAUUGGGUCUGAAUUCAAUCAAAUUGGAAGUUGAGGAUACUCCCAGGGCAGUGGAAAUCUCAGAGGUCAAAAGCAGGAAGAGAGUGGCAAGGAGCAAGCAGAUUGAAAAUGCAUGUUUUGGAUUGGAGUAUGUAAAGAGUGAGGAUACUGCUUUAGAAGUUAAAAAUGAGAUGAGAACUACUAGGUCUACCAGAAGCAAGAAGACUGAACUUGGUGGAGAUUCUUUUCUGGAGUUGGAGAUGGUCCUGAACCAAGCCCGGAAAAGCCGUGCAAAGAGGAAGAAAGUGGAUCAGGAGCCGUCCAAGAGCGUUGUGGAGAUGGAAACUAUAAAUGAUGAUGCCGGAGAAGAGGUUUUGGUGAACUGUCAUGUUGAAGAAGAUAAUGAUAAUGAAGGUCGGGAAGGUUGCAGUGAAAGAAGUGAUGACAAAUGUGAUAAAGAAGAUGAGAGGGAAGGUGAUGGAUCUAAGAGAGUCGAGCAGGUGGAGAUUGAGUUAAGGAAGAAGAGCACAUUAGUAGAAGAUGGCCUGAACUGUACUGUUAGAGAGGAUGGAGAGACAGAGAACUUACAAGAUAUUGAAGAAGAAAACGAUAAUGAAACUCAGGAAGGUUGCAGUGAAAGAAGUGAUGAUAAAUGUGAUAAAGAAGAAGAGAGAGAUGGUGAUGGAUCUAUGAGGGUAGCGCAGGUGGAAAUUGAGUUAAGGAAGAAGAGCACAGUUGAAGAAGAUGACCUGAAUUGCACUGAAGCUGGAGAAACAGAGAACUUACAAGAUAUUGAAGAAGAAAAUGGACACGAAGAAGGUUGCAGUGAAAGAAGUGAUGAAAAAUGUGAUAAAGAAGAUGAGAGAGUUGGUGAUGGGUCUAAGAGGGUAGAGCAGGUGGAGAUCGAGUUGAGGAAGAAGAGCACCUUAGGAGAAGAUGACCUGAACUGUACUGUUAGAGAAGAUGGAGAGACAGACAACUUACAAGAAAUUGAAGAAGAAUGUCAUAAAAAGGAAAGUGAGUGCAAGGUCGAGGAGGCUGGAAUUGCGACAUUAGAUGAUGGAUGUGAUGAGGAAAAGGUUGAGCAGGGCUGGAGCAAUAAGAAUGUAGAGAGGGUAGAAGUAGAUUUAGGAAAAAUGAAACUAAGAGAUUGGUUUGAGGCCAUAGAGGUUCAACUGCCAAAACAGACAAUUGAAGAGACAGAGAAGAUGAUAGAGCCCAUGAGAAGUAAGAGUAUGAGAGUUCACAAGCAUAUUGCAGAGCAAAAGGAAAAGGGCGUGUAAGAUGAUUUGAUCCCUUCUUGCAAGAUCCCCAUUUUGCUAGCUUCAUGAUAUGUGCUAACUUAUACCUGAGAAUACUUUGAUCUCAUUGUUAAGUAGCUAGUAGCUACCGGCUUAAUGUGGUUUCUUCAGGUAUGGUAGGAAUCUUGUUAAAAGAAACUGAAUGACAAAAGCUUCCUAGAAAGCAUCUGUAUCUAUUAGUCGCUUCGUGCACAAUGUAGAUCAUGGUUUUGUGUUUGUGACUGCUAGGAACCACUAGUGUUUGGAGUUUCUCUAUUAUUAUGUGACUGCAACUACCAGCA
Messenger RNA from Arabidopsis lyrata subsp. lyrata, 2445 nucleotides. Its product is annotated as FHA domain-containing protein At4g14490. The coding region runs from base 200 to 2146 and encodes 648 amino acids. The record is from RefSeq and is a predicted model, not a curated record. NCBI's taxonomy places the organism in Eukaryota, Viridiplantae, Streptophyta, Magnoliopsida, Brassicales, Brassicaceae. The transcript has a single exon. Gene Ontology annotation, molecular function: mRNA binding; protein binding.